CAUUGAGAUUUUCCCAUCCCAGGAAGUCUACAACUUCAUGAACGGAAGUACUUAAUAGCAAGAGUGAAGUGGUGGUUGUCGUCUGAGACUUUUUCAAUUGGUACCGAAGCAGGAAGAAAAUGGACUUUAAAGAAUGUUAUAGUGACACGGUGUCCUCGGUGGCCGCGGCAGCGCGCGCGGGGUGCAGGCGGAGGCUACGGACGCUGAUCCACCGGGGCUGUAGCAUCGACAGCAGGGAUAACCGCGGCUGGAACGCCCUGCAUGAAGCUGCAUCUGCAGGCUCUGCCGACUGUGUACGCGAGCUCAUCUCUGCUGCUGUGGCCACCUCACGAGGCGGCAGUAGCUAUCUCGCUGCCAGGACUCAUGAGGGGGAGACAGCCUUGCAUCUGGCUGCUCACUGUGGCAACCUGGCAGUGGUCAAACUGCUCAUUAAGGCAAGAGCCAACAUCAACCAGCCAACCAAUGACGGCUCCUGUCCUCUGUACGCAGCUGUCAGUGCUGGACACAAAGAAGUUGUGGAGUUGCUCAUCAGGAAGGGAGCAGAAGUCAAUGGAGAACACACCUCCUCUUGCUGGUCCAGUCUCCACCUGGCUGCUUAUAAGGGUUCCAGUGAGAUGGUGCGCCUCCUGAUUGCUGUGCCAGCCUGCAAGCUGGAAGCUCUUGACGAUAAUAAUAUCACCCCCUUGUUUCUGUCCGCACAGUAUGGACGGAGGGAGUGCCUUCAGAUCCUUAUUGAUGCAGGUGCGGACGUGAACACUCAGGCUGCAGACCUUGCCACCCCUCUGAUGAUCGCGUCUCAGCAGGGGUACGAGGACUGCGUGAACACCCUCCUGGCCCACGGUGCCAACGCCAACAUCCUCUGCAAUGACAUCUGGCCCCAGAUCCCCAUCCACGCGGCCGCUGAGUUUGGACACAUAAGCAUCCUGCGACGUCUGAUCGCCGUGACGGACCGGACGUGCGACCGGGGGAAGGACCGGGUGAGCCCGCUGUACCUGGCCACGGACCAGAGGGAGUGUACUCAGGUGCUGCUGGAGGAGGGCUUCCACCCUGACGCUCAGGACUGCAGCUCCUUCAUAGCCCAGUCGCCCCUCGCCAAGGCUCUGGCCCCCCUCCAUGCCUCCAGCAGGACCCCCAGUGAUUCAGCGAGGCUUUUGUUGGCUGCAGGGGCCACUCUGAACAAGGCGGUGUGGGCUUUCGCCCUGAACACCGACAAGCCAGAGACCCUGCAGUUCAUACUACAGCACAGGAGAAUCUGCCUGAGAAGGCUGGACCUGCUUCAGAGACCAGACCUGCCAAGCUGGGGCCUGUGCAGCCCGGCACAGUCCUACAGCUCCUUGUCCAGUCUGGAGGAAUCCAGCGUGACCAUGUCCAGUUCAGAGGAAACCAGCGAGGUUGUGUGCAGUUCAGAUGAAUCCAGCCAGAGCUGGUCCAGUCGAGAGCCGCCCGGUUGGAAGGCGUCCAGACCAAAGCAGUCGAGCGGGAACUCGUCCGUUUCAGGGGAGUUAAAGGAUGUGUGGUUGAAUGCAGAGGAGUUGACUUGGCUGGUGUUAGUGGCUGACAGGACAGUGCAUCAUGCCCCCUGCUGGCUCCCUUUGCUACUGCAGGCUGGAUUGGAACCUUCCCUGCUCUUACGCUCAGACAUAUUGAAGAAGGCGAAGAGUGACGUUCUGAAUUACCUCCUGGAGUUUGUGAAUUGGUCGACUCUCUCCCACCACCUUCGACAAAUACUUGACCAGCGACUAGAAGAGAAGACGUGGACUCCCAACGCACACCUAGAAGGUGUGCCCCCUCUCUCUCACCUCUGCAGGCUCCAGGUUCGGGAGCAGUUAGGGGCUUAUCCUUUGAUGCAGACGCCCUGUGUCCAGCAGCUUCCCCUGCCCCGCCCUCUCCAGAAAUACCUUCAGUUCACAGACAUCAUUCCUCCAUAGCACAGCACACGCUACAUCCACACCACCAUCACGUUCUGUUGUUGGUUCUAUCGUUGUCUACCUGCACCAUAUACUUAACCGCAAGCAGUUGAGUUUCCUGCUACUGUGACAAAAAAAAAAACGUUUGAUAUCUGAUGUAAAGAUGCCAAAGUUUUUCUGUUUGAUAGUUGUAUACUUGUUGUGUUAAAUUUACUACCAGUUCUAUUUGCAAGAGGUUGUUGCAUUUAAAAUAAAAAAU
Messenger RNA from Hypomesus transpacificus, 2166 nucleotides. It is a transcript of the gene asb3, whose product is annotated as ankyrin repeat and SOCS box containing 3. Lineage: Eukaryota; Metazoa; Chordata; Actinopteri; Osmeriformes; Osmeridae. The coding region runs from base 120 to 1928 and encodes 602 amino acids. Gene Ontology annotation, cellular component: cytoplasm. Gene Ontology annotation, biological process: intracellular signal transduction. The transcript has 10 exons. Gene Ontology annotation, molecular function: protein binding. The record is from RefSeq and is a predicted model, not a curated record.